AUGGCAGAAGAUGGAGAGCUAGAAGAUGGUGAAAUAGAUGAUGCAGCCUAUGAAGACGUGAAAGAACAUGGUACAAAAGGUGACGAUAAACAGAAAAAUGAAAAAGGACAUAGAAAAUCGCGGAAGAAACGCAAAAAAGAAAAAGAAAAGAAAAAAUCAAAGAGGAGGCGACGGGAUAAGCAUAAGCAUAACUCCCCCUCCAGUGAUGACAGUUCAGACUACAGCCAUGACUCUGAUAUUGAGCGUACAGAAAGACCACAUAAAAAGAGUAGCAGCUCUUCAUACAGAGAUUAUGAUUCUUCGUUCAGUCAGCAUGGACACGUAUCAGGAAAUUACAUGAGUUCACAGAAAAUGCAACAUAAAAAACCUGUAAAAAGUAAGGAGUAUGACGACUACAGUCAUUACAGUGAUGAAAACUUUGGGAAUUAUAAUGAGGAAGAAAAGGACGAAGAUUUUGCUGAUCAGCUUAAACAGUACAGGCAAGCUAAAGAGACCUCCAGUACUGAUUUAGGACCUCCGUUCCCGAAAGAACCCCUGAAAAAACAGGGGAUGAAGGGGAUCCAGAAAGGUAUUUCUCAAAGAGGUAAUAAUUACAAUGUCGGCCGAGGGCGCGGAAUGCAGAAGAAAUUGAAGCGUAAAGAUCGUGGAAGGGGAAGAGGGGGCAAUAAAGGAUCCGAUGGCUUUCACGAGGAUGGCAAACCAGUGAAGAAAUGGGUUAAUAUGAGUCAGGAGUUCAUCAAUCAGCAUACAGUGGAACACAAAGGCAAACAAAUUUGUAAAUACUUCCUUGAGGGGAGGUGUAUCAAGGGAGAGCAGUGUAAAUUUGAUCAUGACGCAGAGAUUGAAAAGAAAAAGGAAAUCUGCAAGUUUUACAUACAGGGUUACUGCACCAAAGGAGAGAACUGCAUUUAUUUGCACAAUGAAUUCCCUUGCAAGUUCUACCAUACAGGAGCCAAGUGCUAUCAAGGAGAUAAGUGCAAAUUUUCUCAUGCUCCCCUGACUGCAGAAACAAAAGAGCUGCUGGAUAAGGUGAGUGAUUCGUAG
This is a messenger RNA of Tauraco erythrolophus (red-crested turaco), 1044 nucleotides long. Lineage: Eukaryota; Metazoa; Chordata; Aves; Musophagiformes; Musophagidae. The record is from RefSeq and is a predicted model, not a curated record.